AUGUCAAAUGAACUUGUUCAUAUUAAACAAUUAGGAGACAAAUAUUUUGUGUUUAAUGUAAAAGACGUUGAAAAGUUGCGUUGUCAGUAUCGAAUUGUAGGAUCGCUGCAAGGCACCUUGCCUCAAUUUCCUCUUCAAAACACUUUUUAUGGUUUACCGUUACUUUUAUUGCCUGAAGAAGUAUGUUUGCUCGUGAAAAAAGACUUUGCUACUGUGGACAACAAAAUAUCUGAAACACUGAGGUCUAUGGUAUUCGAGUAUUUUUGGUCAAAAGGUUUUUAUCUUACCAGUGGAAUCAAGUUUGGUGGUGAUUUCUUACUUUAUCCCGGUGAUCCUAUGUGUGUCCAUAGUGAGUACAUCGUACAAACUGUUGAUUCGGAAGAGGAAAUUGCUUCACUAGAGCUUGUCGGAAUGGGUAGACUGGCUACCAAUGUUAAAAAAACCUUUGUGUUGGCGUCAAUCAUGAAUGAAAUGAUGACAUAUUAUUCAAUUGAGUGGGCGGGAUUCUGA
Messenger RNA from Gilbertella persicaria, 510 nucleotides. RefSeq names its product tRNA intron endonuclease. The coding region runs from base 1 to 510 and encodes 169 amino acids. Gene Ontology annotation, biological process: tRNA-type intron splice site recognition and cleavage; tRNA splicing, via endonucleolytic cleavage and ligation. The transcript is spliced from 2 exons. NCBI's taxonomy places the organism in Eukaryota, Fungi, Mucoromycota, Mucoromycetes, Mucorales, Choanephoraceae. Gene Ontology annotation, molecular function: tRNA-intron lyase activity; nucleic acid binding. The record is from RefSeq and is a predicted model, not a curated record.